UAAAAACCUACAUUUAAUGCUAGAUAAUGGUUUAGGAAAAUGAAAGAAACAACUCAUUGAGUAUUUUAGUUUGAUAGUUUGCUUUAGCUAGAUUUGUAUAACUAACAAGUAAAAUGUAUGUACUAUUGUAAAAUAUUUGCUAUAUAUGGUGUAAUAUAGAACAUGGUAAUGUUCAUUAUUGGUCAUGGUGGAUGUUUCUGCAAGAGGUAGUGUGCGACCCAUUGUCAUUUAAUAUGCGCUUAGGGAUUAAUCGAGAGAGGAGCUUAUGACCAAUAUCAUGAAGAGAACUAGUGAUUGGAGCUUCUCCCAGGAUGACCCAAGUGAUGUUACGGUUCUUGCAGGAGGUGUAUCUUUUUCAUUACAUAAGUUUCCAUUGGUUUCAAAGUGUGGUUAUAUGCAAAAAAUAGUGUCUGACCCUAGAGACAUUGAUCAUUUAGUAGUAGAAAUUCCUGAUGUCCCAGGAGGGCCUGAAGGAUUUGAGCUUGCAGCAAAGUUCUGUUAUGGAAUAAAUUUUGAAUUAUCAACAGAAAAUAUCGCCAUGGUGAGAUGUGUGGGGGAAUAUCUUGAAAUGACAGAGGAUUAUGCAAUUGGAAAUCUUGUAUCAAGAUCUGAAUCCUAUCUAACUGAAGUGGGACUCAAGACCUUACCAAGUGCAGUUUCCAUUUUGCAAUCAGCAGCAACCCUUUUACCAAUGGCUGAAAAAGUAAAAUUGAUCAACCGAUGUAUAGACACCAUUGCAUUCAUUGUUACCAAAGAAAGCCAGUUUUUGUCGUCUGGUGGUUCAGAAGGUGCUUUAUAUUCUUCUUCUUCAUCAUCGCCGUUCCCAAAAGCUGUAGUUGAUUGGUGGGCUGAAGAUUUAAUUGUACUUAGAAUCGAUAUCUUUCAAAGGGUUCUUCUUGCAAUGAUUUCUAGAGGAUUUAAACAUUAUGCACUUGGUCCAAUUUUAAUGCUUUACGCCCAAAAAUGUCUCCGAGGCUUAGAGAUAUUCACAAAGAGCAAGAAACAAAUUGAGCCAAAAAAUGAACUCGAGAAGCGAAUAGUUUUAGAAACUAUAGUCAGCCUUCUACCAAGAGAAAGGAAUGCAAUGUCGGUUAGCUUUCUAUCAAUGUUGCUUAGAGCUGCCAUUUACCUUGAAACAACAAUGGCUUGUAGGCUAGAUUUGGAGAAACGAAUGGGAUUACAACUGGGGCAGGCAGUUUUGGAUGACAUAUUAAUUCCUUCUUUUCACUUUCAUGGCGAUACAUUGUUUGAUGUAGAUUCUGUAGAACGAGUGAUGAUGAAUUAUCUUGAAUACGAGUUAGAAGGGGCCCGUGAUGAAGAAUAUGUUUCUCCUCAUCAAAGCGACAUGGAGAAAGUUGGGAAGCUAAUGGAGAGCUAUCUUGCAGAAAUAGCUUCUGAUCGUAACUUGCCGGUGUCAAAAUUUAUAAAUCUUGCUGAACAUAUUCCAGAGCAAGCAAAGGUAUCAGAGGAUGGAAUGUAUAGAGCCAUUGAUAUUUUCUUGAAGGCCCAUCCUACAUUAAGCGAUAUAGAAAGAAAGAAAGUAUGCAGCUUGAUGGAUUGCCAAAAGCUGUCACGUGAAGCCUGCGCACACGCAGCCCAAAAUGACCGGCUUCCUGUGCAAACUGUAGUUCAAGUACUUUACCAUGAACAACAACGGUUAAGAGACACUAUGGAUGGUGGUUUAAUAGUAAUGGACCAAACGGCUCUACCUUCUAACAACAACCAACAGUCGACAGAUGAGCUCUCACGGUUGAAAAAAGAAAACCAGGACCUUAAAUUUGAGCUUCUGAAGUUGAAAAUGAGAUUAAAAGAAGCGGAAAAGUCAUCAUCUGUUUACAAAUCUCCACUAGGCAGCCCUGCAUCUUCCAUACGUUAUUCUGCUGAUAAGCCACCACUACCUCGGAAAUCUUUUAUCAAUUCUAUGUCAAAAAGGCUCAGUAAAUUUACACCGUUUCUACGUGCUGAUGGGAUUUUACCUUCUGGUACCAGAGGUAGAAAUAAGCCAAGUAAAGACAGAAGACAUUCCAUUUCUUGAUUUGCAUAUUUUGCAAGAAAACUUCUACCAUGAGUAAUUUUUAUUUUUUUAUGUCUAUUAUAUAUUUGUGUGUCAUAUAUAUGUAUGUAAAUUUAUUUGUAAUAUAUAUAUAUAAAAGUUUAAUAAACAUUGAACUCCUCAACCAUGGAUAUAUGCUACAUAGUACAUAUAGUAAGUAUAGAAUUUUCCCCUGUA
Messenger RNA from Erigeron canadensis, 2230 nucleotides. Its product is annotated as BTB/POZ domain-containing protein SR1IP1-like. The transcript is spliced from 5 exons. The record is from RefSeq and is a predicted model, not a curated record. Bases 266 to 2035 code for a protein of 589 amino acids. Lineage: Eukaryota; Viridiplantae; Streptophyta; Magnoliopsida; Asterales; Asteraceae. Gene Ontology annotation, molecular function: protein binding.